AUGCCUGCUAAAUCCAAGCGCAACAAAAGAAAGGACUCCGCAGGCGAUGCUGUUGCAACAAUUUCAGCUAAGCAGACCCCCGAUCUAGGAGUGGAUGGUCCCUUUCAGAGUGACUUCCACAGUUUAUCAACACAGGAGUUGUUGCAUGCUAUUUCGGAACGGAAUAAGGAUCCAGUAAUCGACAAAAUGCUCAAGGCGCUCGCUUCUAAAAUUCCUGAAGAAGUGUCUACUGGAAUUGAAGCUGAGAAACGUGGACGUAGCCUCGUUAUCGCUGGACUUCCUGAAUCGUCCCCCAACUUGCGUCCUUCGGCUAAGCAGUCUGAAUUGGAGGCCGAAGUAGGUGAUCUUUUGGACAUUCUUGGUGUCGAAUGUCGACCUUUAGAAAUUUAUCGUUUUUGUAAAGCUGCGGACACACGCCCCCGCUUAGUUAAGUUGGUAUUGCAAUGUAGGUCUCACCAGAUAACUGCACUGUCGAAUCCUUAUCUCUUCGCAAUUCUAAUGCCGUAA
Haemonchus placei is the source of this 507-nucleotide messenger RNA. Lineage: Eukaryota; Metazoa; Nematoda; Chromadorea; Rhabditida; Trichostrongylidae. The record is from the annotation of a GenBank genome assembly.